Penaeus monodon (black tiger shrimp) is the source of this 5193-nucleotide messenger RNA. RefSeq names its product activin receptor type-2A-like. NCBI's taxonomy places the organism in Eukaryota, Metazoa, Arthropoda, Malacostraca, Decapoda, Penaeidae. Gene Ontology annotation, biological process: cellular response to growth factor stimulus; activin receptor signaling pathway; protein phosphorylation. The record is from RefSeq and is a predicted model, not a curated record. The transcript has 12 exons. The coding region runs from base 1405 to 3123 and encodes 572 amino acids. Gene Ontology annotation, molecular function: activin receptor activity; activin binding; ATP binding. Gene Ontology annotation, cellular component: activin receptor complex; plasma membrane.
ACAUUACUGAUUCUUCUUCUCAGUAUGUACUUUUUCUGGCACCCUGCCGCCGAGCGAGUUUUGCCGCACACCUUUUUUUAUACCUAAGAAAUACCUGUAAUGGUUUCUGAUGCAUAAAUGAUGACCGUAAACCCCCUAUGCGGCAAGAAAGUGCCAUAAUGUGAUAUAUUUGCAACAUAGCAUAUCCAUUUCCUGCUAAAAGGAAAAAAAGAUUGAUAGGCCUAACAGUUCACUAUCACAAAAGGAAAAGGCAAUCAUCUCGAUGCAUAAUAUAAGAUCAUCGCAAGUUUAGUGGUGAGACAUGCUCAUGCAAGUGCGGUAUAUUCCACAUAAACAGAGUAGCAACAGUUAGAUAUGUUGUAUGGUUAAUGUUGUAAUGAAUGGCCAGUCCGCACUCCGCAUGCUGGACGACUCGCAUCUCCGCGAACUGCGUACGUGCGGAACCCAACUGUUGCCUGCACGUCAUUUCUACUUCGUUUUCUUGCCUACUAAUCGAAAAAGCACUGCAUUAUCGUUUGAUUGGAUAGUUAUUGGUGGACUAGAACUGGGUGCAAAAAUGAAUAAAAUCCCAAUAUUUCAUUUGUACAUUGCAAAGUGAAAGUAAAUGUAAUGAGAAUUUAGAAGUGUGUCAACAUCCAUCUAUGGUACACAAUCAUGUGUUUGUUUGUUCAAAGUCGAAUUUGUUGAGAAAUCUGGAUAAUUACACCCAGCUCGUGAAACGCGCAUAUUCCUCACUCAAGAAUUAGAAACAUGGCGAGUGGAGAGUAUAACAGAGAAAGAUUUAAUCAAAGGCUCUUGUUUGGCGAUUAGUGUCCUAAGCCUCGCCGACCUUUUUCCCAAUGUUCCAAUACGUCGAGGCUGUGCGAGGGACGACGCUGGAAAAACACUCAUUCCCUCUCCCAUGCCUUCCAAAUGUAAACUUGCAAUGAAAAACGCAAAAUACUCUACUCAUAUGGCGGUAUUUUUCCGUGGUGCAACUCACAAAUCGCUCCGCAUCAGCCUCGAGGCACAGGUUUUUAGAUGACUUAGAAGCAGUGGAUUAUAUCUCGUAAAAACACACGCCAUAUUGGAUUUCCCUAACAGAUUGGGAUGUCUGGACGAAAUACGCCUUCCCACAGCAGCUAUCUCGGGUAGUUAUGCCGUGGCUCAUUAAAAUACUGAAAUUUACUAAUUACUCCUCGCAUAACAGUGCCCAAUAAGUAUCCUACAUGAUUGCCAAUUUGAGUAGGAUAUUUGGAACUCAAUGUUUAUGGUUUUUGGCAGUUCUGACAAACAGAAAAAAUCUUUGUGAGAGUUAAAAGUGAUAAGGCCUCAAUGAGAGGCCUGAAGAGUUGUUCUGUGAGUAGAACAUGGACAUGACAAGGACCCGACUAGCUGGACAAAUGUAAUGAUUACCUGUUACAUAUGCCAGGCCUGACAGGGUAUCAGUUGAGAAGGGCCAAAAGAGUGGGUGAAGGGGCUUGGAGAACCAAGAAGAGGUAUCGUAAAGAAGGAAACAUCACGUGUGGCAGGUUGUACCUUGCCAGCUGUGCAAUGGCCGCUGGCACUGGAGUGACCCGUCUCUCCCGUAUUAUGAUGUGGUUACUUACCCUGGCUGGUGUCCCUGUCAUCUCACCACUAAUAGCAGAGGGAGUAAUACGACCUGAAGAUGUUCCCGUACAGACUACCCACUGUCAACAUUACAACCAUACCUUGUGUGACAAGGAUGGUUUUCAAGGUUGCUCAGGGAUAGAAACCUGCCCAAAAUGGCAAGAGCCUGAUAAGAAAAAUCAUUGUUUUGUCCUGUGGACAAACAGCUCAGAGGGAAGGGUGGAGAUUACAUUCAAAGGCUGUUGGUCAAAUGAUCAGAGCUGCACGGAUGAGUGUGUCAGCAAACAGGCUGUAAGCAGCUUAAAAGGAGAGAAGAACCACAUAUUUUGCUGUUGUAAUGGUAAUAGGUGUAAUCAGAACUUUUCUUGGGAACCUGCAGAGGAUGUCUCCACCACAAAACCUCCCUCAGUUGAAGUGGAUAAUAAAGAUGCAAUGGUUCAGACGGUGCUGUGGACGCUGGGCACACUCGUCACUCUUGUCGUCAUUGUUGCAUUGCUUUUCUACCUCUACCGGCGACGGAAGAUGGCCAACUUUUUGGAAAUUCCAACCGUUGAGUCAACUGCACUAGCUCCCCCUUCCCCACCCAUGGGUCUGAGACCUAUACAGCUGCGGGAGAUCAAAGCACGUGGAAGAUUUGGCGCAGUGUGGAAGGCACAACUUCAUUCAGAUAUUGUUGCUGUGAAAAUCUUUCCAGUACAGGAUAAGCAGUCAUGGCAGGUUGAGAAAGAAGUGUAUUCACUCCCCCAAAUGUCCCAUGAAAACAUUUUGCAAUUCAUAGGAGCUGAAAAGCGUGGGGACAACCUUCAGGCAGAGUAUUGGUUGAUCACAGCAUACCAUGAUCGAGGAUCUCUGUGUGACUAUCUGAAGGCAAACCUGGUAACCUGGGCUGAACUCUGCAAAAUUGGAGAGUCUAUGGCAAGGGGCCUCAUGUAUGUACAUGAAGAGCAGCAGGCCACCAAGUGUGAAGCGCUGAAACCUUCUAUUGCCCAUCGAGACUUCAAGAGUAAAAAUGUACUUCUGAAGAAUGACCUCUCAGCUUGCAUUGCUGACUUUGGCCUGGCGCUGGUCUUCCACCCUGGACAGCCAACUGGGGAUACUCAUGGACAAGUUGGAACAAGAAGGUACAUGGCGCCAGAAGUACUGGAAGGAGCAAUAAACUUCCAGCGUGAUGCCUUUCUACGUAUCGACAUGUAUGCUUGUGGUUUAGUGCUUUGGGAGAUUCUCUCAAGGUGCUCAAACCAAGAGGGUCCUGUGCCAGAGUACCAUUUGCCAUUUGAAGAAGAGGUUGGGCAGCACCCCACCUUAGAUGACAUGCAGGAGUGUGUUGUUGCUCAGAAGGCACGUCCUGCAAUUCGUGAUUGUUGGCGAAAGAAUCCGGGCAUGAUGGCCUUAGUUGAUACCAUGGAGGAGUGCUGGGAUCAUGAUGCAGAGGCUCGUCUCUCGGCUUCUUGUGUUGUAGAGAGACUUGCUGUGUAUACCCGAAACCAGCACUUUUCCCCUACCUCAAAUCCACACAAGGAGUCAAGCAUAUAAGGCCAUUAUGUGGUGGCCACGUACCUGGACAAGUACCUGUGCUGUAACCGCCUAUUCUGGGUCCUGGUGCGGGACAGACCCCAGCCACCGCGUCCCACAGGCACCAGCUGUGUUGGGGGCCGAGUGUAUCAUGUAACUGCCUCAGUCCCCCCUCUCCCCCUUUUCCCAACUUUUAAUCUGUACACCACAGCCAUUAACUACAGUUGCAGCUUCUCUUGACUAAGCAAAGUCUAGCCAGUCUAAGAAGAUUGGUCUUUGGGGACUUAUCCUAGAGAAUGUACUCAUCCUUUGUGAGUACAUCAAGCUUGGUACUGGCGGGUGAGAGGCUGUGUGAGUCAGAUAUGUCUUCCUGUAACUGAUUAGUGCAAUAGUUUGAUAUCCUUGGCGGUGCUUCAGAUGCAUUUCCCCCCCUUCCCGUAUGAAAGAACUGACAUAAAAUAAAAAUGAAUUUUUCAAAGUCCAGUGUGUCCAACCAUCUCUUUUGUUUGGCUGGUUUGGUGUUGGGUGAGGGGGGAGACUGAGUGUGGUGCCAAAGGGGUCAACAGGGAAGUGCUCGGACUGCUAAGAAAGGCCACCUGAAAGGAAGGUAACUCAUGAGAACUUUCUCCCUGGCUGUUACAAUAUUCUCUGGGGCACUCGUCAUCAUCAUCAUCAAACAUCCUCGUGACUCGAAGCAUUUUUAUUGUCUUAAUGUUAUAUUAUUCCAAACCAAGAGUUACAUGCAAGCAUCUACAUGUGAAAAAGAAGAAAAGAAGAAUAGGCAUCUACAAGACGGUAAUGGCAAGAUUUGGAGUUAGGUUUACUGAAAAAUUACUUUAAGUUAUGUAGAAAUGAAACUUAAAAAAAAGGAAAAAAGAAUAAAAAGAAAAUAUUGCUCUAUUGAACAAUAGGAAACCAGAGUAUGGAGCUGAAUAGCAGCUAACUUCUCAGGAAAAUGGAUGGAAUUCCAGUGUGUGUCGAAUGACCUUUUAGAAAAUGUUAUUGCUGUUUGCAUUCAACUUGCUGAAUUGAAGGAAACAAAUUAUUCUUAACGGAUUGGCAGUAGCUGCCCACCUUGGGAAUGUUUGACCUCAGGAAUGCCCUUCCAAGAGUCCCUACUGCCAGAGUUAGUUCCUUGAGUUGAGUACCGACAAGGUGGGGUUUAUUGUACUAUGUAAGUACUUCUUGGGAAUGCUCCCAGUUUUAUGGUUCUGCAUUUUCUUAAUCUGAAUGUGUCUAGUUCUGUGCAUUGAAACUGUGGAGUGGAUGCUGUGUUAUGAUAGUAAUAUUUACAGUUUGUUGGCAUAUGUUCUUUAAAAAACAAAAAAAUAAAAAAUAAAAAAAAAUCAUAAAAAUCAUAAAAAAAUAAGACUUGGUUUUUAGAGCUAAGAUCAGCAUACUUUGCAUCCAGCCAUUCAAUUUUGCAGCUCAUAGUGCAGCUUCAAGCUCAACUCAGUAACUCAGGCAUAAAAAUUAUGGUUGUGCCCUCCUGGCAAGUGUUUGAGUGUGUGGAAAAAGGGUUUGGGUUUGUCAGUCAACCAAUAAGGACACAUUUUGGGCAUCCAUUUUUGGAAAUGCAAAAACAAGAUAAGUAAAAGCUAUAUUGGCCCAAGAGCCUAUGAAUAAUGCCAUUCAAACACAGAGAAAAUGAUUGAAAAAAUGAAAAGAUGCUAAAAAGUAUUUGUGAUUCGUGAACGCAUGUAAGAAAUAGUUUCAGAAUCAUUUGAGGAAAGAUGAGGGAAUAGAAUUCAAGAAUGUGUCCAGUAUUUUUUAGAGGGUAGGCUUUGGAAAUAUCAAGUGAUUACCUUCUAAGCUGGUACAAAAGUCUGACGACCCUGCCCAGUAAAAUCAGUUCUCUAAGGCCAGCAGAGGGCCACGAUUGGGCUGCCUCUUUACCGUCAGCUCAGGAUACCCUUCAGUGACCACCCUGUUACCACUUUGCCCCCACACACAUACAUACCCUCAUACUGUAAAUAUUUGCGCCUUGUUUGUAGCAUUACAGAAGUUGUCGCCAGCAAAACGGAACUAGUGAUUAUUUUAAUGUGGUUUAUUUGUGAAACCAAUGGUGCUUUUUUUCUUCUAUCUCCAAGA